Humulus lupulus (European hop) is the source of this 1078-nucleotide messenger RNA. RefSeq lists its product as uncharacterized. Bases 343 to 696 code for a protein of 117 amino acids. The transcript has 3 exons. The record is from RefSeq and is a predicted model, not a curated record. Lineage: Eukaryota; Viridiplantae; Streptophyta; Magnoliopsida; Rosales; Cannabaceae.
CUUAUAUUGAAUCUUUUUUCUUUGUAUAUUUUACUAUAAUGGCUCUGCAACAUCACCAUAAUCUAGCUCAUCCUAUUGUAAAUUAUGAAAAUUUGGUUACAUUGGAGCCCUAGAAGCUCUCAAGAUAUUUAUUAUAUUCUUAGUUUUGUAAAUUGUUAAAACUUGAAAGCUGAGGGCCUGUUCUACCAUAUUGAAUCUUCUCCAUUGAUAUGACCUAAAUCUUAAUGAUUCAUUUAACAUGAUUUGUCUACAUAUUAUUUGUUUCUCACUUUUUCUCCAGCUUGCUUAAUGACCAUAAGAAUAUUUUUAAUAGGCUGGUAUGUAAUAAUAUUAUUUUUCUAAAUGUUAACUUGGGAAAAUGUCUUUCUUCAAUUUUUUCUAGUUGACUAUUUAUACUCUGGCUUGGAGCUUUUAGAGUUUCAUUUGGGGUCUGAGACUGUAAUGCCUGUACAGUACAAAGUCACCAUUAUGUUUCUUUGUCUGAUUUCAUCACUUCCGGGAAAAGAAGAAAACAAUGUUCUAAUGCUGGAAGACAGUACCCUUAAUUUGAUGUUGGAUAUUCUUUGCAAAGUUUAUCAGGGAGAAGUUUGGCUGCAUAAUGAUUGUCUUUCAGGGUCAUUUAUUGAUUAUUUUGUUGAUUUUUCAUUGCUGGUUCUAUUAAAGUUGACAUUUUUCUUUUCCUUCGUAGAUUUUUGAUUGGAUUUAUUGCUUUAAAUUUUUCAGGAAUCACUUUGCAGUCAGUUUUGGGACAGAGAAAGUUUUGUUGAUGGUCCUAUUCGGUGUCUUCUUUGUAGCCUAGAAGGUGAAUUUCCCUUCAGGACUAUGGAACUUAUUCGCCUCUUAUGAGAUGUGAGAUAUGAGAUUCAAUGGAUAUACCCUAGAAAUAAUAGUAUCAUUCUAAAUGCUUUUGUAACUCAAUUUUGAAGGCUUUGUGUUGGGCAGCUGUAGAAUAUUUUGUGCUGAAAGUAGUAACUUUUCAAUAUGUUGAAUAUUUAAGACUACUUGAAUACUUAAAGAACAUUUUGUUGUUGAUGAUAGUGUUGAAUGUUUUAAACUAAUUUGUGGAUUGUUAAUACAA